AUGAAGAAAACUAUAUUAUGUAUGCAAACACCAAAUGUGGAUUCACCACUGUUGAAGCAACCAGACUUUAUAUCUGAAUACGAUUGUGUUAUUCAAGAGAUUACUUCCAAAGACAAACUUCUUACAUGCUUGAAAUCAUUAAAGGAGAAGAAUGCCAAUAUUGUUGCGAUUUAUGGUGGAUUUGGUGCUUUUCCAAUGAUCGGUGGUCUUACUCCUGAAUUAAUAAAUCAUCCUUUAUUCCCUUCUGAUACUUUAAGAUGUAUUGCCUUAUGUUCUCGUGGUUAUAAUGGCUACGACCUUGGUGCCUUAAAGGAACAUAACAUUGCACUAUAUAACUAUCAAGAUGCACAACCUGAUUCUCUAAUAACCCAAUUUCAAAUAGACUUAGUUGGUAACGAUGUAGCAGAUUGUGCUCUAUGGCAUGUUUUAGAGGGUUUCAGGAAAUUCAGUUAUCAACAAACAAUAUUACGUGAAAAUGGACAUACUGUUAAAGCAAGAUCCACGAUGGCAAAUUCACCGGAAGCUGAUAAGUUUGCAUUUGGACAUGAAUUAUCUAAUAAAAUGCUUGCUAUCUCCCCAAAGGGUAAAAAAUGUCUCUUACUUGGAUUGGGAUCCAUUGGUAAACAAAUUGCUAUAAAAUUACAAAUGGGUUUAGGAAUGGAAGUUCAUUACGCAGCAAGACAUGAAGCUGAUGUGAAAGAUCAAGGUGGAUUCCAUUGGAAAUUUCAUAAUAUCCAGACUUUAUUAUCUGAGAAUGAUGAUUCUGAAUUGAAUCAAUUCAAUGCUGUUGUAGUGGCUUUACCUGCGACUCCACAAACUUAUCAUUUAAUCAACUCUGAAUUCUUACAAAAAUGUAAUAAAGAACUUGUAUUGGUCAAUGUUGGCCGUGGUGAUAUUGUAGAUAUGGAAGCCGUCACCGAAGCUAUAAUUAAUGGACAAAUCAGACAUAUUGGUACUGACGUCUUUCACGAUGAACCAAAAGUAGACGACAUUCUGAGAAAUGAUAUUUUACAAUCAACGGUGACACCUCAUGUUGGUAGUGCCACUUCGGAAUUAUUCUCCCAAAGUUGCGAAUUUGCCCUGACGAAUAUUGUUAGAACCACUAGUAAUCGUUAUAAAGAUGAGCCUAACCACAGUGAUCUUAAAUUAUGCCGUGUUAUAUGA
Molecule: messenger RNA, 1164 nt
Organism: Maudiozyma barnettii
Lineage: Eukaryota; Fungi; Ascomycota; Saccharomycetes; Saccharomycetales; Saccharomycetaceae
Product: putative hydroxyacid dehydrogenase
Exons: 1
Coding region: 1-1164 (387 amino acids)
Cellular component (GO): cytosol
Molecular function (GO): NAD binding; hydroxypyruvate reductase [NAD(P)H] activity; glyoxylate reductase (NADPH) activity
Source: RefSeq, a predicted model, not a curated record